Molecule: messenger RNA, 2032 nt
Organism: Myotis lucifugus (little brown bat)
Lineage: Eukaryota; Metazoa; Chordata; Mammalia; Chiroptera; Vespertilionidae
Gene: EMC3
Product: ER membrane protein complex subunit 3
Exons: 8
Coding region: 167-844 (225 amino acids)
Biological process (GO): protein folding in endoplasmic reticulum
Cellular component (GO): membrane; EMC complex
Source: RefSeq, a predicted model, not a curated record
GCGCGGCCCGGCGAGGGUCAGUACGCCGGGGCCGAACCUGCAGUGGGAUCCCGCGCCAGCCAGGCUGAGGGCGUGAGAAGGCUCGGAGGCGAGCUCGAGUGGGAGCCCGGCGCCCGUGGGAGGAGACACCCAGCGACACCGGGUCGGGAGCUGGCGCUUUGUGAAGAUGGCGGGGCCGGAGCUGCUGCUCGACUCCAACAUCCGCCUCUGGGUGGUCCUGCCCAUCGUGAUCAUCACCUUCUUCGUGGGCAUGAUCCGCCACUACGUGUCCAUCCUGCUGCAGAGCGACAAAAAGCUCACCCAGGAACAAGUCUCCGACAGUCAAGUCCUAAUUCGAAGCAGAGUCCUCAGGGAAAAUGGAAAAUACAUUCCCAAACAGUCUUUCCUGACACGAAAAUAUUAUUUCAACAACCCGGAGGAUGGAUUUUUCAAAAAAACUAAAAGGAAGGUAGUACCUCCUUCUCCUAUGACUGAUCCCACUAUGCUAACGGACAUGAUGAAAGGCAAUGUAACAAACGUUCUCCCUAUGAUUCUUAUUGGCGGAUGGAUCAACAUGACAUUCUCAGGCUUUGUCACAACCAAGGUCCCAUUUCCACUGACCCUCCGCUUUAAGCCAAUGCUACAGCAAGGAAUUGAAUUACUCACAUUAGAUGCAUCCUGGGUGAGUUCUGCAUCCUGGUAUUUCCUCAAUGUCUUUGGGCUUCGGAGCAUUUACUCUCUGAUUUUGGGCCAAGAUAAUGCCGCUGACCAAUCACGGAUGAUGCAGGAGCAGAUGACUGGAGCAGCCAUGGCCAUGCCCGCAGACACCAACAAAGCUUUCAAGAGUGGGAAGCCUUGGAGCUGACAGAUCACCAGUGGGCCCUAGAUGAUGUCGAAGAGGAACUCAUGGCCAAAGACCUCCACUUCGAAGGCAUGUUCAAAAAGGAAUUACAGACCUCUAUUUUUUGAAGACCAAGCAGGAAUUAGCUGUGUCAGGAACUCGGAGUAGCACUUAACCUUGUAACUUUCGUUUGAGCAGGAGCCUCUCGGAAUAAAAAGGAGGAUGCAUGAGCUGGCGGAUGUGCAGCAAGGAUCAUUCUUGUCUGAGCCGGUUCCCCUUUAUGUAUGAAACUAGAGGAAACACAAGGAGUGUGUGCUGGGUGACUUACCCAGAAACAGCUAUUUUUAAAAUGUUUUAAAUUUUCCAUCUGGUGACUCUAGUAAUGAAAGUCAGAGAAAGGGGGAAAACUCAAGCUAGUGAUAAUAUAUAAAACUUAGCAAAAAUACAGUCUUUGGAAAAGGAGUUUUCAAUUAUACCUAAUUAUUAUGUGUAGUCAGCCUGACUUCUAACCACAGUAGACUCCUUUUUUCUUGGGAUCCAAACACCCUGCAUUUUACCUUUAAUUUUUUGUUAGUAUUUUUAUAACUUUCUUUACACAAAUAAUACAUUUUCAUUACAGAAAAUUUAAGAACUAUGGAUGAGCAAAAAGUGAAGCUCCCUAUAUUCAUUUUGAGCCUACAGAAUGACAUAAAAAGCAAAUGUGUCAAAACCUUAUUCAGAUAAAUCUUUUUCAGAGUGAAUACCCAGGGCCAGGACAGACUUAGGAAACCUUCGCUAUCUCAUAAUACUGUCCAGUGAAAAUCAGUGACUGUGAGACACUGCCGGAUUCUCAAGUGCCUUUGGGAUCAUUAAAGACAGGUUAAAUAAUGUGAGGUCUUGAUCUGGAGUUCAGAAUACAUCAAAUCCAUUGACAAAUCAAUGGUGCUAUACUGUAUAUGACUGCUCAGUUGAAUGAAAGCAUUUCCCAGUCAUUCUGCAUAAGAGAGUUUACGUAUCACUGUAAGAAGUGAGAGAGGGCGAUUGCUGGAAGACACAUAGUUAAGGGUUGCCCAGGAAGAAUUCUGUCUGGGUUAACUCCCAGGGAAGUGGCAGGGUGCCAUUUCUGUACCAAGAGGUGAAUGUAAUUUGCAUGUUGAACGCUGUAAUCAAGAACAAACAACUCUUGACUCUACAAAUUAAACCAUCCUGUUUUCUCUUCUUUGCCUGUAAAAA